Molecule: messenger RNA, 2516 nt
Organism: Pan troglodytes (chimpanzee)
Lineage: Eukaryota; Metazoa; Chordata; Mammalia; Primates; Hominidae
Gene: COXFA4L2
Product: NDUFA4 mitochondrial complex associated like 2
Exons: 7
Coding region: 1359-1856 (165 amino acids)
Cellular component (GO): respiratory chain complex IV
Source: RefSeq, a predicted model, not a curated record
GCCAGCGCGCGGAUUGGGAUCCUGGUGCGGAUUAGCGCUUGGAGUCCAGUCCCAGCGGGAUCCCGGGCCGCGCCUAAUCUGCGGUUAAUGACUCCUGCGGUCCCUCACCCCGCUGGGCCAGCGUGGCCUGAGUCCUCGUGGUGGGAAAGUGUGGGGAGCGAGGAGAGAUGGGAUCCGGAACCCAAGGAGUCCUGUAUUCCAGAUCGGCCCCAUGGGCCACGAGCCAGAGACGGGAACCAAAGAUGGAAGGGGGCUUAGAAAUAAAUUCACAGAGACAGGGACCAGAAGCAGGAGAAGGGUCAGAGAGUGGCGGAGAGGCGGAGCGGAGGCAAUAAUGUAACGUUGCAUCUCGGUGAGCGGGGCGGAGGCCCAAGGCCGGAGGGAGAGCGGCGGCUCUGGAAAAGGAGCGCGACGGAGAAUUUGGGACCUGGCCGGGGUCACCGGAACUCAGAACAGAGGGCACAAGGAAGCAGGCGAGGGCCUGUGAGCAAAGGCGCAAGGACCAGGCGCCCCUUCCGGCGUCCUGGCUCCCCAGCUGUGCCACAGAGAACCAGAUGUGCAGCCCAGUUGUGCGGCCGCUCGAGUUUGAGCUCUGGGAUUGUUUUUUGGUCCCAGAGACUGGAGGGCUGGGGUGCGCGGGUGACAGGACACGCCCUCCCUUCCUGGGCCCUGGAGGCGCGGGCUCUCGGGAGGGCUGGGCUGCUGGAGGCUCUGACAGCCCGUCAGCCCCGCUCCCCCGCCCCCCCUACACAUCGCAGCGAGUCUCUGUCUCUUUGUUCUCGCCGUGUCUCUGACACUUUAUCUCAUUAUCCGCCGGAGGGAGGCGGAGAGCCCGGGACCCCGCAGCCUAAUUACAGCCGCGCUUGUCAGAGUAGGGGAAGCGGAAGUAUCAGCGAGAAGGAAAGGGAGGGGGACCCUAGAAAGCGCCCUCUCCCUCCCUGUACCCCGACGAUCCCAGAGACGGCGUCUGUCCGAUCUUUCCUGUUUCCCCCACUCCAUUCCCUUCCUAUCCAUCCCACAGCCAGAGGAAGGGGAUGGCCUCCUUGGGCGGCCCCACCUUUACCCUACCCCAGCCUCCAACCGCAAUUCCAGUCCAACCACAACCUGAAGAAACCACUCAGAACAAGAGGGGCUGGGGGAGCUUUACGGUGUGGGCCUGUCUUCCUCCUUCCCCCACUACACUGUGGAGGGGACAGAACCAGGGUUCUCAGGACCCGCUCCUGGACAGCUCUAAGGGUGUCAGGGAAGUGCUGCACAUGCCCUCACUGGCCUUAGCCCCUCCUGGUCCCACCUGUGAACACUCCACACAUGCAUUUUGCUAAGUGCCUGUCCCAUGGCCAUGCCUCCUCCCACAUCUUAUGGGGUCCUAUGCCACUGAGGUCCUUCCCUCAGAUGCCAAAAGCCCCAAGAAUGAUGGUGUCCCUUGGUCCAGGUGCAGACAUCUGGAGGAGAGAGUCGGAGAGCAGAAACCACUUGGCUCCCAGACAAUUCCCCUACAGGCUUUGGGCCUGGAAUUGAGGAGAAAGGGCGGGACCCCAGGAGGAGGGAGAGGACAGAGCCACUGCAGAGGACCAGACUGGAAAAACAACGAUAUGGCAGGAGCCAGUCUUGGGGCCCGCUUCUACCGGCAGAUCAAAAGACAUCCGGGGAUCAUCCCGAUGAUCGGCUUAAUCUGCCUGGGCAUGGGCAGCGCUGCGCUCUACUUGCUGCGACUCGCCCUUCGCAGCCCCGACGUCUGCUGGGACAGAAAGAACAACCCGGAGCCCUGGAACCGCCUGAGCCCCAAUGACCAAUACAAGUUCCUUGCAGUUUCCACUGACUAUAAGAAGCUGAAGAAGGACCGGCCAGACUUCUAAGCCAGGCUGGGCUGCCAGUGCCAUGCAAGCCACAGACAGCCAGCCCAUCCACUUCUUCCACUCCUCCCCGCAGGCCCCAAGGCAUCACUCCGGCCACCCUGUCCCGCUACUGCUUACACAGGCCGGGUUCCCACGCAGAGGGGAGGCUGCUCCACCCCUACUCUCCUCCCUUGCUCCCAGCAGCGGAAGCGCCUCUGACCCUUGGCUUGAGUCCCACGUGGGGGAGGAGGAGGCAGGCAGCACCAGCAGGGGUCCACCAAGAGCCCAGACCAGCCCCUCUGCCCUCCUACCCGGGCCUCGAAGGGUGUGGCACAGGCUACGUGUUGAGCGUGGCCUACGUGAGCCAACAAGAAGCAGGGGCCUCUGAGUGCCAAGCGACGUGGCGGGCUCCACGUUAGCCCAGGCUCUGGGAGCCAGCCCAGGGGCGGCGCUGCUCAGCUUGGGCUGGUCCAGGGCCUGCCCAGGCUGGGGCACCUUUGCCUCCUGAGGCGCAGCGCACUCCUCCCCUGCCCAAGCCUACUGCCUCCCGCUGCCGCCAGUACCCCCUCCAGCCCCACACCUGGGCCUCCCCCUGCCGCUCCCCUCCCUUGCUCCCCUCUGUCCCCAGGGAUCAAACAGAAGCAGCCGUGGGCAAAAUACAAUUUCAUUUAACAAAUUGAA